Messenger RNA from Blastocystis hominis, 1773 nucleotides. RefSeq lists its product as hypothetical. The coding region runs from base 31 to 1773 and encodes 580 amino acids. Gene Ontology annotation, molecular function: protein C-terminal S-isoprenylcysteine carboxyl O-methyltransferase activity. Lineage: Eukaryota; Bigyra; Opalinata; Blastocystidae. Gene Ontology annotation, biological process: C-terminal protein methylation. The record is from RefSeq and is a predicted model, not a curated record. The transcript is spliced from 11 exons. Gene Ontology annotation, cellular component: endoplasmic reticulum; membrane.
CAGUUGUGGGAGUCGAAUAUUGCCGUAGAAAUGGCAUAUCAGAGAAACGAAAAAGAAAAUUGCAACGAAAAUACUAAAGUAGAUAUGUCUAAUAUAAGAAGGUGCUCGUGGAUUCGAAUGAAGCUAACAAGACUGUAUAAAUAUUGUGAGGCAUAUGGGUCGAUUAUUGCUUACUAUGGAGCUUCCUUUGGUGCAUUGUUUGCAGCUGUGAUCGUUACAGUGUUGAAUGAAUUUGAAGGAGGUUGCAAGUAUCCAUACUUGUCAGAGGUUGCUCGAAGCGGUUUCGGGUGGCUCUCUUUCUUAGUAGGUACAGGCAUUGGGUGGAUUCCGUGGAUAAUAUUUGCUUUUGAUUAUUAUCGUGUCUUCACUUUAUUCGGGAUGACGGUGACGGAACCAAAACGAAAGCGUCGUUAUCUACUUUCUCAAAAGUUCCAGCUGGUUUUCUCUAUCAUUGCUGCAAUUGGUAUGCAUGGAGUCGCAUUUUUUGACAUGGGGAACUAUCCCCUGACUCAUGAGAUGUGUGUAGUGUUGUUUGCUUGUCCGCUAAACCUCCAAUAUAUGUUUAAUUUUUAUGAAAUGAUCCGAUAUGGGAACCAGAAGGAUGGUCGCAAGAUUUUUUUCAAAUUCAUGCUUCUCUUUUGCUCUCUCGGGGGCAUCAUUCUUUUUACGUUGCUUGGCCGGAUCGAAGAUUGCAAAUCCGUGGUAAUGAGCAUGGAGGAAUGCUUCCAGCUCACCUCCGAAGAGCAGUGUUUUUUCUACCAAGAUAGGUACAACGACGGCUGGACAAUCAUUCGAAACUAUCCUCGUUGCCGAGUGAUGCAUUUUUGGAGAGGGUUGUCGGAGUACGUCUGUGUGCUGAGCUCCGCGAUGUAUCUCUGCAGUUGUUUAAGAGAUAUGGGAUUUUGCCAACAAAUUCGUUUGUUCUCCGCGAUCUGUCGAUUGUCGAUGAGGAGUUGUGCAAUCAGCUUACUCCCAGCACAAUUGCGAGUAUGUAAUGUUGCUUUAGUUAUUUUGUGGCUUGUUUGUUUAAUUCUGUACGAGGAGGAGUUUUUUUAUAAAAUGGGAGAGGAUAAGAAGCCAUAUAGUAGAAACGAUUGGGUAAGAGUUAUAUUAUGUGGUCUUAUUCUCGGGGGAAUCCUGGGUUACAAUCUGUACUGUGUUCGUUGUUAUGUGAUUGGAAUGGAGCUUCUACUUCCCCUGAACUGGUGUAUAUAUUGUAUCGUUGGUAGUGGUUUUCACUUACUUGAGUUCUUUUUAACUGCGAUUUAUCGUCCAAAUGAUUUAUGCUUUGAUUCCUUUUUAGUAAACCAAAGUGUUUACUAUGUUAUGACGACUACAGGCGGUAUUAUGGAAUUCUUAAUUGAGUAUUAUUUCUUCCCUCUGUGGAAGCAAAAUCAAAUCGUUAUUCUGUUAGGGUUAUUUUUAACAGUUUUGGGGAUUGCUUUACGAGCUGCUGCAGAAGUCCAAAUGGGAACGAACUUCACUCAUUUAAUUCGUACGGAGCACGUAAAUUCCCAUGAAUUGGUUACCUCGGGGAUUUACGCAUUGCUCCGACAUCCUUCUUAUACAGGCUGGUUCUAUUAUUGUGUAGGACGCGAAAUGAUCCUUUGCAAUCCACUUUGCGUUGUAAUAUCAGCUCUAGUCAACUGGGGACUUUUAUAUUUCCGAAUACCUUUUGAGGAGAAAUAUUUAAUGUCGUUUUUUCCAGAGUACGAGGAAUAUAGAAAGCAUACUUAUAUUCUGAUACCAUUUUUGCCCAAUUCGAAAUCGUAG